Molecule: messenger RNA, 1767 nt
Organism: Eucalyptus grandis
Lineage: Eukaryota; Viridiplantae; Streptophyta; Magnoliopsida; Myrtales; Myrtaceae
Product: mitochondrial substrate carrier family protein B
Exons: 7
Coding region: 258-1352 (364 amino acids)
Biological process (GO): transmembrane transport
Source: RefSeq, a predicted model, not a curated record
AUUAGCCUCCAGUCGCAAUUCUAGGGGUGUAGGGUCUAGGGUUUUGUCACCCACCUCCAUCUUUCCCAGAAGAAUUCCGCAAGAAAGGAGGAAGAACCUUUCCAGUACCCACAGGACACCCGGUUCCUGGGUUUUUCCGAAUUCUAUGGUUCUUGAACACGCUCUCCACCUCGCACCCACGUCGAUGCUCGCGUCGUGUCUCCCUCAGGUCGCCCGGAGAGAACCCUGAUACGGCGGUGAACCGGCGUGAUCCAGCCAUGAGCGUGGAGGCCCGAGUCGGGGUCGUCAUGGAAGGCGGCCAGAGGGCUCUCGGUUCUGCCCACGGCGGCGUUCUUGACGGUGGGCCGAGGAGCUUCUUUCAGCAGCAGCAGCCCUCGCCGCCGCCGCCGCCGCCGCCGCCGCCGCCGCAGCAGCAGCUCAAGAAGCCGAGCUUGAACCCCCAGUCCCAGAUUGGGACCGUGCAGCAGCUCUUGGCCGGCGGCGUCGCCGGGGCUUUUAGCAAGACUUGUACCGCGCCUCUUGCUCGCCUCACCAUCUUGUUUCAGGUGCAAGGUAUGCACACAGAUGUUGCAGCUCUGAGCAAGCCUAGCAUAUGGCAGGAGGCAUCACGCAUUGCCAAUGAAGAAGGGUUUAGAGCCUUUUGGAAGGGAAAUAUGGUUACGAUUGCUCAUCGCCUUCCUUACUCUUCGGUCAACUUUUAUGCUUAUGAACGGUACAAAAGUAUGUUACAGUCAAUUCUUGGGGAAAAUAGCAAAGGAAGUGCCAGUGCAGGUCUUUGUGUACACUUCAUAGGUGGCGGAAUGGCUGGAAUAACAGCUGCAAGUGCGACAUAUCCUCUGGAUCUUGUUAGGACACGCCUCGCUGCGCAGACAAAUACAGUGUACUACAGAGGUAUUUGGCACGCAUUUAAUACCAUUUGUAGAGAGGAAGGCUUCUUGGGGUUAUAUAGAGGGCUUGGAGCCACGUUAUUGGGUGUUGGACCCAGUAUAGCAAUAAGUUUUUCUGUGUAUGAAAGCUUGAGAUCUUUUUGGCAAUAUCAAAGGCCGAAUGACGCUACUGUGAUGGUCAGUCUGGCUUGUGGCAGUCUCUCAGGGAUUGCAUCAUCAACUGCUACAUUUCCUCUGGAUCUCGUGAGACGAAGGAUGCAAUUGGAAGGGGCUGGGGGUCGAGCCCGUAUUUACAAUUGCGGUUUGUUUGGGAUGUUCGGGCACAUAAUGAGGACAGAAGGCUUCUGUGGCUUGUAUAGAGGGAUACUUCCGGAAUACUACAAGGUUGUCCCUAGUGUGGGCAUUGUUUUCAUGACCUAUGAGACACUGAAGAUGCUUCUAUCUCGAAUUUCUACUCCGGAUUAGCCAUGUACCACUUUCUUGUGCUGACAAUGAGUCCAUCAAAAUUGUAAUGAGAAAAAAGAGAAAACAUUCAGUUGAUUUUAAGGUAGCAAGUAGAUAGGUAGGAUAAAAAGAAUCUACAAUAUUUGUGAUGAAGUUCCAUGGCGGUUAAUUUUGCUGUUACCGUCGUGAUUUUGAGGUCAAAUUUUUCUGUUCAUAAUUAGCUCGCCUUUUGGAAGUUGUACGGAGUUGAGGUUAAUUAGGUCUUUAUCUUUGGAGGAGAAUCAAAGUACCAUGAGGCUACAGAUUUGGUCUUUGCUCUUGUGAUCCGCUCAGCAGAUUAUGUAUUUGUCGAUGAGACAGUUCUGUAAAAUUCUAAUAUAUCAUAUAGUACCUUAUUAUAAGGCUAGUUUGCACUGCCUAUGUUUCGUCAUUGAUC